GUCAGACGCAGCGCUGUGGACGCAGAUGCGUUCACGGUUCAACACAUGUAACAUCACCGGCUCUCUAUCAGUAUCGGGCUUCAUUUUUAUCAGUAUACUGUGAGCGGACCUGACCGAAACCGACGCCAUCACUUUCCAAGACAACUCCUCGGAUAAAACCGUUUCAAGAAGUGUGAGCCUCAGAGGAAUCUAACGGUUGUUAGCAUAGCUAGCAUAGCUGGUGAACUUUACCCAUCGCCGCUCGAAGCUCCAACUUUAUCCGGUUCUAGCGACCUAACCCGGCGGGUGAAGCUCAUGUCGUAGUAAACACAGGGACGAACCCUGAUCUCUACAAGGGUAAGAUUUCAGCCUCAGCUAGCUGUCAAAGCGGUGCGUUAGCCGGCACAGUGGUCCUGGCUGAGUAGCCGGUCUGACUUCCUUGUGUCGUUCGAGGUCAUUCUGUAGCGUAAAUAGCCAGCGGUUGUCGGGAUACCAGCCAUGAAGAGCCUCCCAUACUUCUGCCGGGGAGAGGUCAUUCGAGGUUUUGGAAGAGGAAGCAAAGAACUCGGCAUUCCCACAGCCAACUUCCCAGACUCAGUGGUGGAGCAUCUUCCAGCAGAUAUUGGCACAGGAAUCUACUAUGGCUGGGCUUGUGUCGGUAAUGGAGAUGUGUACAAAAUGGUGAUGAGCAUUGGGUGGAACCCUUACUACAAAAAUACCAAGAAAUCCAUGGAGACUCAUGUGAUUCACACUUUCAAAGAGGACUUUUAUGGAGAGACUCUCAGUGUUGUCAUGGUGGGAUACAUCCGUCCAGAAAGAACCUACGACUCACUUGAAGCCCUCAUUGCGGCAAUCAACAGUGACAUUGAGGAGGCCAAAGUGAAGCUGGAGCUCCCGGACCACCUCAAACUGAAAGAAGACAACUUCUUCACCAGCACAGCCAGCUCGUCUUCAGUCAUGCCCUCCACCACUGCAUCCACGUCACAGACUAUUAUGAACGGUCACUGACAGCUGGCUGGGACAGCAGCACUUUGUGCAUACACUCACAAAGACCAGAGCAACACAGAGGUUUCUAUGUACAUACAGGUCUGUGUAAAUGCACAGCCUCAUUCUAACAUCUCCCAGCUGUCGCUAUAGCUGCACGUGGAUAUAAUCAUAAACAACCAAUCAUGUUUGUUGCAUUUUUCUUUUACUUUGUCACUGUUUAUGUUAAAGAACUCUUUCACUUUCCGUAUGGUUUUGUUGCAGCCAGCCACUGAAUAUGUUUAUUUGUAUAUAUUCACACCAGAUUGCCUCUUUGGGUCACACUGGUCUUGCUGUAUAUUUGGAUUCUUUUAUGAGAGAAGGCACCGAAAAAAAUCUUCAUCUUGAGAUGAGGAUGACUACAAAUACAGGCAGUUUGUAGUAAGCUGUAUAUAAAAUAUCAACUUACGACCAUAAACUCAAAUCUGUUAACACAGCCUAGCCAGAGUUAAUAUGUGACCUAUCAAAGGUUUUUGUGAUGAGAUUUGUUUCUGCCUCAGAUGGUUAAGGAGGAGGUUUGGGCAUUAUUAUCUGUAACAAAAACACAGCUCACACGGUUAGACAACGUUAUGCAACAGUGUGAUUAGAUGCAAGGCGUCUGUGAAAACGGUGGUUGAAGAAUGAAAUUCUGUACAUUUAUUGGUAUUCAAGUUCCUCCUGGUUGUCUCCCUUCACUUCCCUCUUUAGAAAAUCUUUCCCUUUCAUUGUGACACACUCUUUAUCACUGCCCUGAAGUGUAUGAAACAUAUACAGUGGACCAGAGAUUGGAUUCAGUUUUGAUGCUUAUGCAUUUAUAAAAAAUAAUGUUAAUUUUUGUACACAAAUUAUUUAGUAACCUCCAGCAUGGUUAUUGAUCGAAUGAAAUUGUGUACCAAAAACAUGUUUUAAGCGAAGUCCUUUUGCAUAACUUCAGCAUAAUUAUCCUCCAGACUUAACAGUCUUGUAUGUUUUCUUUUUCUCCAACUCAAUGAAUCAAUAGAGAGUUGUAAAUUAUCUCAAGGAAUCUGUCACUGAAUUGGUGACUAAGUUCUUAUGCACACUGGAUAGAUUUUUUUUUUCCCUCUGCACCUUGCCAGUCUCUAUGGGUUUGUUACAGGUAGUAUAGUGUUGACAAGUGAGUUGAAGACAAACAAGAGCUCACAGCUUCCGUUCUACCCCGGUGUUUGCAGGCGGUAGUGGUCUUUAAAGUGUGUCAACACUAAUGUAUACCAUUAGGUUUAAAACAAAUCUGAGCAGGAAAAUUCUAUAAUACACCUAAUUUUCUUUAUUUUUAUGUAGAAUAUUUAUUCGUUAAGAACACUAACAAAUAUAUUUCAAAACUGUAGACAAAUCCCUGAAAGAGGAGUAUCUCUCCAUAGUGUGUAUGCCUGUUAAGCUUUUACAAAAAAAAUUACAUGAAACAGUUUAACAUAAACCUACAAGUGUCUGCAAUUAUUUGAACGGUAAAAAUCUUUCUAAAAGAAGAAAUAUGUAAGUAUAGCUAUGUGAUUUUUGCAUUUUAAAUCUGUAUUGUAUUGCAUUAUUUUGGUUUAUUAAAGUGCUAUUUAGGGAGUAAAAGCUAUGACUGCAUUUUAUGAAUACAGUUAUCAUGCAGCAGUAGCCAUGAUCUAUUUACGAGAAACAUUUACCCGUUUUUGCCUGUACCUUUGUAUUCUCAGUCUGGUAGUUUAACAUUUAAUUUUAAUUGGCUUGUUUACUUAAAGGGACUGAAGUAAUUAAAUAAGCUGCUUCGUCAAAGCUGUCAAAGAUUAAAAGAGGGAAGUGUCAUUACACCUUGAAACACACUGUUGUAGGGUUAAAUAUAUUUCAGUCUCAUACGUUGCAGUUAUUUAUUCUAGUUUACAGAGGGACCAGGGUUAUAGCAUGUAGAGGCUGAAGGUUCAACAUUUUUGUGUUUUCAUUUGUGUGUUUUGUAUAAUUUAAAUUAAAUAAUUUGAUCAAAAAACA
Molecule: messenger RNA, 2949 nt
Organism: Acanthochromis polyacanthus (spiny chromis)
Lineage: Eukaryota; Metazoa; Chordata; Actinopteri; Pomacentridae
Gene: rfk
Product: riboflavin kinase
Exons: 4
Coding region: 478-987 (169 amino acids)
Biological process (GO): riboflavin biosynthetic process; FMN biosynthetic process
Cellular component (GO): mitochondrion
Molecular function (GO): riboflavin kinase activity
Source: RefSeq, a predicted model, not a curated record